Messenger RNA from Homarus americanus (American lobster), 14158 nucleotides. Its product is annotated as sushi, von Willebrand factor type A, EGF and pentraxin domain-containing protein 1-like. The record is from RefSeq and is a predicted model, not a curated record. Lineage: Eukaryota; Metazoa; Arthropoda; Malacostraca; Decapoda; Nephropidae. The transcript is spliced from 51 exons. Bases 430 to 12579 code for a protein of 4049 amino acids. Gene Ontology annotation, molecular function: calcium ion binding.
GAACCCGCGAGGCUAGGCUAGGGCGGCCAGGCGCAUAUGAGCACAGUCAAGGGUCAGACAGCGGUGGUACGCCAGUGUCUAGUGGCAACAGCUGAGGGACGCCACUACCAGACAUGGCUCCUCCACCCACGUUAUCCUAGCCUAUCCACGUACACGUUUACUUGGUGUUGUGAUCUGUUCUGCGAGACGGUGCUACUGGUGUCUGUAUUUAUGUUGUGUGAGCAAUGAAAGCGUGUGAUUUUUAAUGCAUCGUGAUCUAUUACCUAUAUGUUACAGAAAUCAAAGUGGUGCUGGUGCAUUAUAAUAUAAGACGAGUUUAACUUGCGAAUAAUGGAUGUUUCAUUGGAGACCAUGUAAAGGCGAGAUCAAGCUAUAUACUAGAUAUAAAACUUUGCGAAUCCUUAUAAACAGACAUAAUUUCAAUAAAAGAUGAGUCCGACAGAGACUAUGAAAGGGGCGACCAGGUGCUGUGUAAGGCCCCUAGCACUCCUACCUUCCCUCCUGCUAGCGACGUUGGCCCUCUUCCUCACGCUGCCGACGGAGGCUCUGGCACAGUACAAAACGGAGAGAGCGCCAUUUAACGAAUUUCUAAAUUAUGGCAAAAAGAAACUCAAGCCAGGCCCCGAGUUAGAGAACGAAAUAAUCAAAUCAAAGGUGGAAGUUCUGGGAGAAAUUCUCAAGCAUCAUGUACAUAGUCUAAGACAGGUGCCCAACCAGAGGAUCGAACUGGUGUUUCUGGUGGACUCGUCGGCUUCGGUCGGCGCCGAGAACUUCUUCAACGAGAUCAAGUUCGUCAAGAAGCUGCUCGCCGACUUCGCUGUGUCGUACAACCAGACUAGAGUGGCUGUCAUUACCUUUUCCAGCAAGAGUAAGGUGAUCCGCCACAUUGACCACGUGACCAGGGCGUCAGAGGAAAACCACAAGUGUACUCUGCUAGAGCGAGAACUGCCCAGGAUCAAGUACUCUGGGGGCGGCACAUACACCUUAGGCGCCAUGCUCGAAGCUCAGAGCGUUAUAGCACUGGCUCGACCGAAUGCCGUGAAGGCUGUUUUUCUGGUGACUGACGGCUAUAGCAACGGUGGUGACCCCAGACCUGCUGCCGCCUUCCUCCAGGCCCAGGGAGUCAGGAUCUUCACCUUUGGCAUCCGCAACGGCAAUGUGAAGGAACUGUACGACAUGGCAUCUGUUCCAAAGGAGGAGCAUUCAUACAUCCUGGACUCCUUCGAGGAGUUUGAGGCCCUAGCCAGAAGAGCUCUGCAUGAAGACUUACACAGUGGAGUUUUGAUGGAACAGGAUUCCCAUUCCUGCCACAAGCUAUGCAGUGGUGGCAACUACUGCUGUGAUGCUUACGCCACCUGCACCUGUGGUACCCACACAGGUCAUUAUGCCUGCACCUGCCGCCAAGGAUACUAUGGCACGGGCCUCCGGGGAGACUGUAGGCCGUGUCCAGCAGGGACGUACAAGAACACGCAAGGGCCAGGGGAUGUGUCCUCUUGUAAGCGGUGUCCAGACCUCCACAUGAUGAGUGCCCCAGGGUCUACUUCAUCUCAACAGUGCUACUGUAAGCGGGGGUUCAACCAGGUCGGCAUGCAGUGUGUCAUGUUGCAAUGCCCAGCACUGGAGCCUCCGGAGAAUGGUUACUUCGUGCGCAACACAUGCAACAAUGUGGUGAAUGCAGCCUGUGGUGUCCGCUGUAACCCAGGCUUCACCCUCAGGGGUUCCUCAAUCAGACUGUGUGGCGAGGAUGGCGUGUGGAGUGGCGGGGACGCCCAGUGUACCAUGAAGUCAUGCCCUGAGCUCCAGCCCACGGAGCAUGGGACGAUGGUGUGCUCACAGUCUCGCCCCACCAUGGACACCGAGUGCCACUUCGCCUGUGACCCCGGCUUCCAGCUGGUUGGCUCCAAGACGAGAACCUGUCUCCCCGUUGCUAUGUGGGACGGCAUCCCUGCCUACUGCAAGCCCAUCUUCUGCCCAAAGUUGCCUCCUCUGCGCCAUGGUCAAGUGCGCUCCUCCACCUGCUUCACCACCAAGUCCAAGUAUGGCACCAGGUGUGAGUUUGCCUGUGAUCCCGGCUACCAGCUGAGUGGUCCCAUUAAGACCACCUGUGUUGACCCUGGUGUCUGGUCUAGUGGCCAGAAGAGCCCCAGGUGUAAAGAUGUAACACCACCAGUGAUCCAGUGUCCGGAAAAGAUGACAGUGGCAACAGAGCCGCACGAGGGUUUCGCCAGGAUCACCUGGGACGCCCCCUUUGUGAAAGACAACUCCAAAGAUGAGGUGCGGCUGGCCACCAUCCCAGCCACCACACAGCCCAUGAAGCUCAACAUUGGCACCCACACCAUCACUUACAUAGCCAAGGAUAAGCUGGGUAACAAGGCCAACUGCCAGUUCUCCAUCACCGUCCUGGACAAGGAGCCGCCCCGUGUGGACUGGUGUGACUCUCCGCCCAUCUUCCUUUCACAUGAAGAGAAUGUUGACGUGUACUGGGAGGAGCCCGUCUUCUCUGAUAACUCCGGCGCUGAAGUUCAGGUAUCACGGUCACUGGAGCCUGGACAGUUCCCACAGGGUGACUCCAUGGUGGAGUAUUGGGCUGUGGAUGAGGCUGGCAACGUAGCCUCCUGUAACAUCACCAUCACUGUUCAGAAACACGCAUGUCAGCUUCCCGUGGACCCCAUCAACGGUGCUGCCAACUGUACUGAGAAUCCUGAGGCUGUGUUCUGCACGCUGAUCUGCGAUGACGGCUAUGCCUUUGCCAUGCGUCCUCGCCAGGACUACUUCUGUGCCUAUGAUGGUGUCUGGCUUCCCGAUGACAACCCCAUGCCCUUCCCAGACUGUUCUGUGACAUCAGUAUCAAACAGCAUCUCCCGGGCAGGAGAGAUGGCCAUGGACAUCUUCUUUAUGGACCAGGUGGAGAAUCAGCUUGAGAAGAAGCUGGAGGAGGCGCUGAACAAAAUGUGCGAGGAGGACGUAGUGUGUGAAGUGGCUGCUGUGGAAGCUGUCUGUGAGAACAUCCUGGCAGAGGCCGAGGAAAAUUUCAACUCUAUUGACUUCUAUAGGGGGAGGCGAUCUAUUCAUGAGGUCUCAUCUUUCUGGCCUGGGGAGGAUGACCAAUCUGUUGAUGGUGACUGGGUGUACUGGAAGCGGGGGGACGGUGUGGACUCAACCAAGAUGCAGAGAGUAAAAAGGGAAACUUCUUUGUUGCACGAGUUUAAGGAUUUUGAAAACACUGAACGACACAAACGACAAUUCGGCUUCUCUCUGGACCACCUGUUUGGCAGCAGUGCCACAACUGAGGCUCCUCAUCGUUCAUACAAGCAUUCAGAGGAUAGCUAUCUCGGUGUCCUGAUUGACGUCAUCACACGAUCAAUGGCUUCGGACAUUGGCUUCGUUCGUUUUGGGUCGUUCCUCUCCAAUCUAGAGUCUGAAAAUGGGGACUACACCACCGAGGACUUCUUAUUAGCCUUCUCUCGUGAGUUUGGGGAAAAUAAGGCAGAGGCACUGCGGGAGCUGGCCGUCAAGAAGCUAAGUGGCAUGAAGAUCUCUGGUCUAAUGAGCCAAGAUACUGCCAGGAAUCACACGGAGAGGGACCAAGACUCCAUCAUGUUCCCAGGCAAGGACCAACGCUCAAUCUUCACUCACUCCUCCUCAGCUCAGGAACACACCUGGACCACUCGUGAUGCUGGACAAAUCCCUGGCCUGGGUGGGGACGAUGGUAAUGGGGCUACGGAACAGACUUCGUUGUUCAGAUCAGGCAGCCAUGGCGUGGGUUCGGCUUCCCAUGACUAUGAUGUGUCUCAUUCCUCACAGGAUGGAGAGGGAUUCAAAAAGAAGGCUUUCAAAGUGCGGUUCAGAGUUGAAGGCCAUGGAACAGGAGCCACAGAUCAGCUGAAGGGAGCCAUGGGAGGGAUAUUGGAAGCAGCGGAGACGGGGCAGCUGGACGUGAAUUUUGGACAGCAUCAGUUGCGAGUGGCGGCCAUUAGGUUGAAGGAGUUCCCCGAAUACAUCUGUGAGGCAGGCAGUGUGCCCCGGGACAACCAGUGUGUCAAAUGCCCAGUUGGGACCUUCUUCAACGUGGUGUUGCGUGAGUGCCUGCCAUGCCCCCAGGGGUCCUUCCAGCCCCAAGAGGGUCAGGUGUCUUGUCUUGUCUGCCCUGAGAACACCUCCACCAAGACUGGCAAUGCCAAGAGUGACCAGGAGUGCAAAGCUCAGUGUCUGCCUGGGUCUUACUCUGAGGAUGGGUUGGAGCCAUGCACCACCUGUGAAAUAGGUCGCUAUCAGGAUGAGUAUGCCUCUCUCACGUGCGCCUCUUGUCCUCAUGAUACCACCACCUGGCGACGUGGCAGCUGGCUCAUACACGAGUGUAAUUCUAUGUGUGGGAGUGGUGAAGUGUCAGAGACAGGGCUGGAGCCAUGUUUUGCAUGUCCCCCAGGCUUCUUCCAGAGUGACCCUGGCAAGACCGAGUGUUUCAGGUGUCCAGAUGGAGCUCACACCCCUGGGUCUGGGUCUGGCUCCCUCUACGACUGUCAAGGUGUGAGCAGGGACUCCCAGGCAGCAUACACAGAUCUUCAGAAGUUGUCCAUAAAUGACUGCUUCAGCGUCCCCUGCCAGAAUCUAGGCACUUGCACCCCCAUGGACUUUGGCUAUGUCUGUCAGUGUCUUCCUGGCUACUCUGGUCAGCAGUGUGAGUCCGAGGUGAAUGAAUGUGAGAGUGAGCCCUGCUACAACAAUGCCACCUGUCUUGACCUACUGGACAACUUCGUUUGUGAGUGUACUCCAGGGUUCCUGGGCUCCCAAUGUGAAGUAGAUGUCAAUGAGUGUGAGCCAAACCCCUGCAGGAAUGGUGCCACCUGUGUUGACCUUGUUGAUGCCUUCAAGUGUGUAUGUCAGUCUGGGUAUACAGGUGAGGUGUGUGACAUGGACAUAGAUGAGUGUGCUGGGACUCCCUGUGCUUCUGGGGCCACCUGCCAGGACCUCCUCAAUGAUUUCUCAUGUCUCUGUCCUCCUGGAGACACCGGCCGCUUCUGUGAGACCCACAUCAAUGAGUGCGAGUCCUCCCCCUGCACUAAUGGUCUCUGUCUCGAUCUUGUUAAUGAUUUCAGGUGUGUGUGUGAGCCGGGGUACACAGGCGACACUUGUGAUGUUAACAUAGAUGACUGUGCAUCUCAACCUUGCACUAAUGGUGCCACUUGCAGUGAUUGGUUGAAUGGGUUCUCCUGCACCUGCGCACCAGGAUACACUGGAAAGCUCUGUGAUACUGAGAUGGUUACAAACUUCAUGUUGGAAUACCCAUCUUCAGGCAUCCUUCACUACGUGUCCCAUGAAGGUUUCCCCGGGCCUCUUACCAGUGCCUCCGUGUGCUUCUGGAUGCGCUCCAAUGACCGGGACAAUUAUGGUACACCCUUCAGUUACGCCACCGAGGACCACGAUAAUGCCUUCACCAUCACAGACUACAACGGGUUUGUGUUAUACAUAAAUGGAGAAAAGCGGAUCACAGAUGUGGCUGCCAAUAAUGGACAAUGGCAUCUAGUUUGUGUUACCUGGACCAACCAUGAUGGCACCUGGGCCAUCUACCUGGACGGUACCACGAAGGACAGUGGGACUGGGUUGGCUAACGGCACCACCAUAGACAGUUCAGGGAUACUGGUCCUAGGGCAGGAGCAGGACCAGCGCGGGGGCAACUACAAUCCCCAGGAGAGCUUCAUAGGGGAUAUGACUCUUUUGAAUGUGUGGGAGGAGGUGUUGACCCCAGCUCAGGUGGAGGCCAUCUUCACCCGCUGUGACAGAUAUAUGGGUACUGUUCUGGGCUGGCCCGAUUUCCAGGCAGGCAUCAAGGGUCAGAUCACGGUGAAGGUUUCAAGCUUUUGCGGGGGAUGUGGUGUCCCAAGAGUGCCUCAGGAUGGUAGCAUACAGGAGAAUGGUGAAGGGCCAGGGGCACAAGUCACUAUCACUUGUAACCUGGGUUUCAAGCUGUACCGUGGCUACAGUGAGCGUACCUGCCUCGUCUAUGGUGCCUGGUCUGGUGAUGAGCCAGAGUGUCAACGGAUCUCCUGCAGUUUCCCAGGGUACCUGAUGAAUGGCCACAUCGAGGGCAACAGCUACAGCUAUGGUGACACUAUCAGCUUUACCUGCAACCCUGGCUUCCUUCUGAAGGGGAGUACCGACAGGACCUGCCAGGCUGAUGGGGAGUGGAGUGGUGAACUUCCUUACUGUGAUGUGAUCAAAUGCCCCCACCUGAAUGCUGUGCCUCAUGGGGAGGUGUUAUCAUUGCUUGGGGACUACAUGCCUAGUAACCAGAUCUCCUUCAGAUGUGAAGAAGGCUACCAGAUGGAUGGCCCCAACACCCUUACUUGUGGGGGUGAUGGUGAGUGGGAUGACCAGCCCCCAAGCUGUCAGUCUGAGACCUGUGGUGUCCUGCCGAGCAUUCCUAACGGACACGUGGAAGGUGGACCUUUGGUGUGGCCGGGGGAGCAGGUGGUGGUGAAAUGUGGGUAUGGCUACAAGUUGGUGGGCGAUGCUCUCGUCACCUGCAAGGAUGAUUCAACCUGGUCCCGCCCUCUCCCCAAGUGUGUUAAACCCAAGUGCCCUAAGCCACCAGUGGUCCUCAACGGUAAGGUCAAGGUUCGGGCAUCAGCCUCAUCCAAAGAGGCAGUGUACAAGUGUGACCCUGGCUUUACCCUGGUGGGGGCCAGUACACUAUCAUGUGGUGUUACUGGGGAGUGGGAUGGACCCUGGCCCACUUGUGAAGGCUUCCCUUGUUCUGACCCGGACGUACCUGCACAUAGCUCCAUACCACAGAAGGAAGUGUGGCGGGUUGGUGACACACUGAUAUAUGAAUGUGAGGAGGGUUACAGGAUGCAUGGCAAUGCAUUCCGCAAAUGUGUGAUUAAUAGAAAUGAGGGAAAUUGGGAGGGGGACGUGCCAGACUGCCAAGCAAUCACCUGCCCAACACUCAACAGACCUCAAAAUGGAGCUCUGUCUGUGGUGUACCGUCCACCUGCAGCUUCUGGCUCAUCAAAUAACCAGUUCUUAGUUUUCCCUCAAGUUUCUGGAGAAAUCGAACUGAGGAGAAAGCGUAGUCCAGACAUUGAGUUCCCAUCCUUAAGUUUCCCAACCUUGGGUUCUCCAGACAUUGAGUUCCCAUCUUUAGGUUUUCCAGACCCUCAUUCUGACCCUGUUUGGUUCCCAGAUGAUUAUGAUGAAUUUUCUCAGAACACUGGUCAAGCAUCAAGUGAUUAUCAUGAUUAUGGGCAGUCAUCAAAAGGUUUUGAAUUUUCACAGAGUACAGGUCAAGCAUCAAGUGAUUAUGAAAAUUUUGGGCAGUCAUCAAAUGGUUUUGAAUUUUCACAGAGUACAGGUCAAGCAUCAAGUGAUUAUGAAAAUUUUGGGCAGUCAUCAAAUGGUUUUGAAAUUUCACAGAGCACUGGCCAGGUGUCAAGUGGGUUUGAUAAUUUCGGACAGUCUUCUAAUGGAUUUGAUGAUAACAGUCAAUCUAGUGAUUAUUUUACUUCUCAAACCAGUGGAGGUUUUGAUCAAGGCUUGCAGUUAGACCAGGGAGACUACCUAUAUGGCACUGAAGUUGAGUAUAACUGUCGUCCAGGCUAUAAACUCUUAGGUGCUCAUCGACGUCAGUGCUCUGAAGCAGGUGAGUGGGACACCCCAGAACCUCAGUGUUAUGAGCAGUACUGCCCUGAAUUGGGUGCAGUGCCUAAUGGCCACAUUGUUUACCAUGGCUCAGGUGUUGACAGCCGUGCAGAAUAUGUCUGUGAUGAAGGUUAUAAACUUGAAGGUGAAGAGUUUGAGCUUCUCUGCCAGUCACACAGAACAUGGCUCGGAGAGGUACCUUCCUGCCAUAUUAUUGACUGUGGUGAACCUCCAAAUUUAGGCAAUGGCACCGUCGAUGCUUCAGUCACUACAUUCGGUUCCUUGGCUACUUACAACUGUUUCUUUGGGUUUGUCCUUGAAGGCAGUGUUGAACGGUACUGCAGCACUAAUGGCCACUGGAAUGGGUCCAUGCCUCGGUGUGUGGCGGUCACUUGUAAAGUUCCCCCUGUCAUUGAGAAUGGUUACAUUACAUUCGAGGGCAACUUGUAUGUGGAUUCUCCGAUAGAAUAUGAAUGUAAGGAGUGCUACAAGCUCAUUGGCCCUCUCACCAGAUACUGUCAGAUAGAUGGCACAUGGAAUCUGGAAGAACCAGUCUGUAACCUGAUAUACUGCGAUGAAUUACCAAAGAGUAUCCCCAACGGCCGUGUGAUAGGUAAUGAUAACUCUUGUGGCUCUCUGGUUGAGUAUGAGUGUUUGCCUGGCUACCAGCUGAAUGGAAGUCAGAAGGCAACAUGCAUGGAUAAUGAGAGAUGGAGUUCACCUGCACCAGUGUGUGAGAGAGUCAGUUGUGGUCUUCCUCCAAAACUGGCAAACGGAAACUACAUUGGCACAUCAUUUAAGUUUACUGAUAAGAUCAUAUUUGAGUGUAAUGAAGGUCACAUAAUGCAGGGACCUGGUGUGCAGGUGUGCCAACCUGAUGGGACCUGGUCAGGGUCAUCCCCUUUCUGUGCCAUUGUCAACUGCACCAAGCCCAGGGGACCCUCCAAUGGUAAGGUGCGUCUCAGUGGACUUUUUUUCAGUUCAUAUGCAAGCGUUGAGUGUGAUCCAGGGUAUACCAUGGAUGGUGAAAGUAAACUAAUGUGUGGUGCAACAGGCAACUGGGAUACAGAGAUGCCUCACUGUUUACCUGUCAUCUGCCCACCUGCACCUCAGGUGAUACAUGCUACCUACAACUCCACUGAAUUGCAGUUUGAGUCAUUUGCAGUUCUCAAGUAUGAGUGUGAUGAGGGCUACUACACCACAGCAAAGAGCAUCUUACUGACAUGCAGUGCCACAGGAGAGUGGGAGGGUGAGGACCUUCAGUGUCAUCCUGUGGAUUGUGGGAACCCAGGGACACUGCCUCAUGGCUAUAUCUCUGGUAAUGACUAUAUGUAUGGUAAUAUAGUACGAUUUACUUGCGAUACAGGUUACAAACUCCUGGGUGAACCCACAGCUGAGUGUCAGUUUGAUGGAUCCUGGAGUAACUAUGUGACUUCUUGUUUACAAAUCACCUGCCCUGAGCCACAGCAGAUAGAAUUUGGCAAGAUGAAAUUGGAAAAUGAUGAUAGUGUGUUUGGUACAUCCCUAACUUAUCAGUGUAAUACGGGGUACAUUAUGACAGGAAACACCAACCGCACUUGUAACAUCAAUGGAGUGUGGACAGGAGUCGAGCCACAGUGUCAACCAGUUACUUGUCCGGAGCCUUUUGAAGCUCUCAAUUCUGUGCGUGAAGGUGACUUGUUUGAGCAUGGUCAUAGUAUUCGUUAUUCCUGUAAUGAAGGCUACUCUAUGACAGGCAGCGCGGAGCUUGUAUGCCAAGCUGACGGUUCAUGGUCGAAUCAGGUCCCUGUUUGUGAUAUGAUAACGUGCCCAGAAAUUCCAGACAUGCAGCAUGGCAGCUGGGAGGUGAAAACUUUAGGGGAGUAUCCUAUCAAAACUGAACCUCUGAUAGCAAAGGGCCAUGGUAAAGGUCACUCCAAAGGUCGUGGGAAGUUGAAUGUCCUCUCCAAACUCCAAUCACUGAUACAAGGAGAAGCAGUGGAAGGACUGAUACACAAAUUCGGAGAUGUUGUCGAAUUUCAGUGCAACGCAGGCUAUUCCAUGGCAACAAGUAGUCUGUUGGAGUGUACAGAAAAUCUCUGGAGUGCCCCCGUGCCUCAGUGUCAUCCCAUCUCUUGCCCAAUCCCUAUCAACAUCCGUCAUGGCAUCAUCAUAGGUGGAGAUUACAGCUACAAUGCCACCAUCCAUUACGAGUGCAAUGAGGGGCACGAACUCGUUGGCAAGAGCAACAGGACCUGCCAGGAGAACAAGGAGUGGACGGAUACUGAGCCCUUCUGCAGGGUUAUCGAGUGUGCUAGACCAGCAGACCUGGAGAAUGGUCAGACUUUGGGAAAGAGCAUCAAGUACCGCUCCAUCCUCUCAUACGUGUGUGAUGAAGGUUUCAGACUAGAGGGGGUCAGCACCAGGACUUGUCAGAACAAUGGUCUCUGGACUAGAGAGCAGCCUGUGUGUGUAGAGCUCUUCUGUGACCUGCCCGAAGAAGUAGUCCAUGGCAUAAGGGAGAGCAUCAGUCUCAAGGUGGGAGGAACGGUGAGGUAUUCGUGUAUUGAGGGCUACCGUAUGGAGGGCUCCCCAGUUCUCAACUGCAUCAGUGAGGGCAAGUGGGACACAGUGCCCCCUAAGUGUUUGCUGGUGGACUGUGGCCCACCACCCACUGGUGACAACGUUGUCCUCCAUGGCUCACACACCGCCUAUGCCUCCCAGGUAACCUUUGAGUGUGAACGUGGAUACUGGAUGGAUGGGAUUGAUUGGACUACAUGUUUGCAUUCUGGCAGGUGGAGCAAUGAGCCACCGCCAUGUGAGCCCAUUUACUGCCCUUCUCCACCCGCACUACCACACGGUCACCUUCUAGAUGAUGAGGAGGAGGUGGAGAUACUGAACUUGGCCGAGGCUGUGACGCCUCCAAGACAAAAGAGUAACACUGGAAAGAAGGGCAAUAAGAAGAAGGGUUCGAAGGGCAAGAAGAAAGGGCACAAAUUCUCUGACCGAAUGGUUGAAAAAUUGUAUCGGAUGGAUGACGAGGUGAGCUGGGAGUGCGAUGAAGGGUUCCAGGCAGAAGGCAAGAGUACUGCAACAUGCACAGGAGAGGGGGACUGGUCAAAUGCCCCACCACGCUGCAGCAGGGUAUCAUGUGGGCCCCCUCAGUUACCAGACUAUGCCAUUAUUGAAGGUGAAGUCUUUCUCUACGGUGCCACAGCUAACUACUCCUGCAGGGAAGGCUAUGAACUUCAGGGGGCAAGUGUUCUCACCUGUGAAGCUAAUGGUGAGUGGAGCUCUGAAGCACCCACUUGUGCCCCUGUGUCAUGUGGGUCUCCCACACACUUCCCCCACACCCUCAUCCGCUUCAUAACUCCAGAACACAAUCAGCCACAUUCCUACGGCUCCACUGCUUCCUACUCCUGUGACCUAGGAUACCAGCUGCAAGGGGGAGAAAACCAGGUGUGCGAGGCUAACGGAGAGUGGGUGGGCGACGAUCCAUCCUGUGUGGCGAAGUUAUGUGACUACUUGCCAGAGCUCACACAUGGCCAUGCGGUGAAGCAAGAAGAGGUGUACCCCCAGACAGCCACCCUUUCCUGUGACCCGGGCUACAACCAACUAGGGGAUUCCACAGUUGAAUGUAACCUUGGACAAUGGCAAGAAUUCAACACGACAUGUGAACCAGUCAACUGCUUUGAGCCAGAGAUCCCAGCCUUUGGCAAAAUCACAGCGAAGCACUUCAGUUUUAGCAGUGUGGCCAACUAUUCAUGUAUGUAUGGAUACAUGCUCAUUGGCAACCCCUCUGUCAAGUGUGAUGUAGAUGGUACCUGGAAGGGCGACUUACCUAUUUGUCAGCCUGUCGACUGUGGUGUGCCAGAGGAGCCGAGCAGUGGGACUGUGGAGUCUUCGUACACAGACCUGGGAGCAGAGGCACUCUACCACUGUGACCCAGGGUAUCAGCUCUAUGGCAAUGACACCCGUGUCUGCACUGCCCAGGCCACAUGGAGUGGCAACCUUCCUCAGUGCCACCGAAAAGACUGUGGAGAGAUCACGCCUCCACAGAACGGUUUUGCCAUGGGUGUGGGGACAUUGUACGAGGACAGAGUCAAGUUUGCAUGUGAGAAAGGUUACGUGAUGAAUGGUGAGGCUCACAUCUACUGUGAUGCCUCAGGCACAUGGUCCUCCGCCACGCCCCGAUGUGAACCAUCAGUAUGUGGGAGAGCCCCGGUUCCCCCCAAUGUAGUGCAGCCCUCAGCAGCUUCCUCGACUAGCGCUGUGUUCCAGAACCGCCUCCACUUCACCUGCCAGGAGGGUUACAUAAUGCGGGGAGACCUGUCAACCACUUGCCUCGACACCGGCCUCUGGUCUCGCGUACAGGGACAAUGUUCUAAGAUUUCAUGUGGACGUCCCAAGAUCAACACAGAUGGGGCAGUGGUGUUGGGCCGCUCCUUCUACCACAGGGACAAGGUGGUCUAUCGCUGUCCUCCAGGCAAAUCAGUCAAUGGAUCAGCAGUAUUGACGUGUCUAGCUGAUGGGUCGUGGUCCGGGGUGCCAGCAUGUGUAGGUCAGUGUGGCCGUCGCUGCCUCAACGGAGGAGUCUGCCUCAGUAAUAAUGUGUGCACCUGCCCCCCAGGAUACGUCGGCGACCACUGCCAGCACGCCGUGUGUAUAGCAUCAUGUCUUAAUGGUGGGACCUGUAUCGCGCCCUACAAGUGUCGCUGCCAAGUGGGUUAUGUUGGUACCCGUUGCCAGACGCCGGUGUGUGAGGAAGGAUGCGGAGAGAAAGGACGCUGCAUCGGCCCCAACGUGUGUCACUGCAGUAGAGGCUACACCGCCCCCUCCUGCGAUGAUGAGGACGACUACGAUUACAGCUACUAUGGUGGGCAGGAUGACAGCCAGGAUCGCACACGCUAUAAUGACUGGGAUUUGGUGGCCCUCCGACAACGCUACAACCGGCGACCCUAACUCAUGGUUGCAUCCUUUAACUCUUCAUAAAAUAUGAGUUAUGUGUACAAUAAUCAAAUACAAGUUGUUGUAUAAUGAGUGAUUGUAUUGUAAUUAAUGGGUUAUUAUGCUGUGAAAUAAGGGAUACAGUAUAUUUUUACACCUAAUAUUGAGUACAUAAUUUUUAUAAGUUGAUGACAGAUUUUAAUUAUGAUUGAUAACCAUUUUUAUAAGCCACAGCCAGCAAAUUAUCCACUGGUGAAACAUACCAGUGUCACGGAAGGUAGAUCCUUCUGGAGAUGCUAACAUGGUGAAGUUCAUGUUUCAAAGCAUCAAACUAAAUUGGUUAUAAUUUGUAACGUAACAUAACACAGGUAGAGUUUGGCUUCACAGUGAAUGAUUUAAGUCAAUAUGAUUACACAAAUCUCACUGAGGUAAUAUUUCCUGAAGGAUUUUUAUCCCUUGACAUUAAGUGAAUUCAAGUUAAUCCUCAACCUGAAAUGUGAAAGUUAAACCACAAAUAAAAUUUAUAAAGGGACAUGAGCUUGAAAUUGAAAGAAGUACUGUUCAGGUAUUUCAAAUAUUAGUGAGCUUUUUGUAAUUACGGUAAAAGAAAUCAGUUUCUAAUUCUUUUGAAACUGUUUAAGUGAGUAUGAUGGAUUAUGAAUGACUUAGUUAUACUCAACACCCUAUUUAGCCAUUUUUAUAUUAAAGUAUACAGACAAUCCUCGACUUACGUGAGAGUUACGUUCCUGGAACCAUUACAUAACUCAAAUUUUAUGUAAAUCGAAUUUACUCAGUAACCUUAAAUGGGUAUCCUACCUAAUGAAUGUAAUAUACAUACACAAUACCUAGCAUUAGGUAAUGCAUCCUGUAAGAUGGAGAUAACUACAGUACAGUACAAUAUCUUUCUGUAAACAAUGAAUUUAAAUAACUAAACAACUGUAUUAAUACAUAACAGAUUAUUAAUUGAGUAUUUACAGUACUGCACUAGCACAUUACAGGUACCUUAAUUCUUAUUGUUGACUUGCUAACCUGAGGAGAGGAAAGGGCGGCAAACUCCUCCAUAGGGUUGUCAGGAAUCAUCAACACUCUUCUACAAUGUUGUGGGACCAUAAGAAGCAUCUCGGAUAAUAUUAUUUUUCUCAAUGGGACUUGUACAAUGAAAGACAAAAGUCGUGUCGUGAAAUUUGGUGAAAACAUAUGCCGAAGGGCUAAACUUUUGGUGCGCUCUGCCUUGUGGUAAGGGGCUCUCAUAUUGUUUCACGAGUUAUAUUUAAUCUUCAGACAAAAUUGCGACACACAUUUUGUCUUUGAUUGUACAUAAAAUCGAAUUUAUGUAAGUCGAGUGUUACGUAACCCGAGGAGUGCCUGUAUUCUCAUAGAUGUAAUAUAACACCUAGUUAGGUAUGACAACUGCGGCAGUUUACUUUUCAAUACACUGUAAGUCUUCAUAUUCCUUAAUUCUGACACAUGUCUUUAGAAAAUAUACUUACGGUAUUUACACUGAAUAUGAUAUGUAAUGUUGCUCUGGUAUAUAAACUAGAAAAUGACCUACACUAAUUACCAGAAAUUAUGAUAUAAUAAAAUAAAGUGAAGA